AUGGCUGGUCACAUGGCGAUGACAUCAUCAGAGGUCCUCAUCUGCCUAGGAAAUAGCAUCUACCCUAAUGAUGCAGAUGCGUUCCACGUCUCACACUAUUGGUUCCGUUGCGUUCCACGCCUCCAUAAAGUUUCCAAUCUGCCUGUCAGCUUUUGUAUAUUACUUCCUUUGCGUUCCACGUUGCUUUUCCGGUUGCGUUCCAAAUCUGUAUAUUCCGCGGUGAUCGAGCGUCCGGUGAGGGGAAAUGGAGGUAAUUUGGCUGUGCCCGGUGCCCAUCUGCUGCCUCAGAUCUGCCCUCAUCUUGGUGAUUCAGCCAUUCCAGGCUGUCCCCCUGUAACUCUGAGUGAACUCCAAAUCCUCAUCUCAAACCGGGAUAAGUCUCCUCCAGCCAAGAUGGACCCCCUUACCUGCCCCCUCUGUCCCAAUGACUUCAAGAUGCCGAGUGAGCUAAAGGAACAUUUCAGAAGCCACCCGCCUCCCCCACAGGAGCUCCGGUGCUGGCAG
Messenger RNA from Hyla sarda, 504 nucleotides. Its product is annotated as zinc finger protein 142-like. NCBI's taxonomy places the organism in Eukaryota, Metazoa, Chordata, Amphibia, Anura, Hylidae. The record is from RefSeq and is a predicted model, not a curated record.